Molecule: messenger RNA, 2505 nt
Organism: Austrofundulus limnaeus
Lineage: Eukaryota; Metazoa; Chordata; Actinopteri; Cyprinodontiformes; Rivulidae
Gene: mre11a
Product: MRE11 homolog A, double strand break repair nuclease
Exons: 20
Coding region: 156-2240 (694 amino acids)
Biological process (GO): mitotic G2 DNA damage checkpoint signaling; telomere maintenance; double-strand break repair via nonhomologous end joining
Cellular component (GO): nucleus; Mre11 complex; site of double-strand break
Molecular function (GO): single-stranded DNA endonuclease activity; manganese ion binding; 3'-5'-DNA exonuclease activity
Source: RefSeq, a predicted model, not a curated record
UGAGACUUUCCGAAUGACGUUUGCAAGAAUUGCCGGGGUUUUAAGGUAAAGUCGGGGUGGUCUGAGCAUGCUUCUGAGGAGGUGUGUGUGGAAAGGAGAGCAAGUUGCUGACAAGUUUCCAGCUUUAAACAGAUCCUUCAGUUUUUAGCAUCAUCAUGUCUUCAGAGCAAACUUUAGAUGAUGAGGAUACUUUUAAGAUCCUGAUUGCAACAGAUAUUCAUCUCGGUUACCUUGAGAAAGAUGCUAUCCGUGGCAAUGACACCUACAACACACUGGAUGAAAUCUUGAAUUGUGCCAAGACAAAUCAGGUUGAUUUCAUCCUCCUGGGAGGAGAUCUAUUUCACGAGAACAAACCGUCACGGCGAUGCCUCCACAGCAGCAUCACUAUGCUGAGGAAAUACUGCAUGGGGGAUUCACCAGUAACCUUUAACAUCCUCAGUGACCAGACUGUCAACUUCAACACAACCAAGUUCCCGUGGGUGAACUAUCAAGAUGAAAACCUGAACAUCUCUAUUCCCGUGUUCAGCAUUCAUGGCAACCAUGAUGACCCAACUGGGGCGGAAGGGUUGUGUGCUCUGGAUCUGCUAAGUGCUUCUGGUCUCGUCAAUCACUUUGGCCACUCCCAGUCAGUGGAGAGGAUAGAGAUUAGUCCCAUCCUUUUGAAGAAAGGCAACACCAAGUUGGCCCUUUAUGGUCUUGGUUCUAUUCCAGAUGAGCGUUUGUACAGGAUGUUUGUCAACAACCAGGUAACCAUGCUUCGACCCAAAGAAGACCAGGAUGAAUGGUUUAACAUGUUUGCGAUCCACCAAAAUAGAAGUAAGCACGGUCCCACAAACUACAUUCCCGAGCAGUUCCUAGAUGACUUUCUUGACCUGGUGGUGUGGGGUCACGAACAUGAGUGUUUGAUUAAACCGUCCAGAAAUGAGCAGCAGCUCUUCUACGUGACACAGCCAGGCAGCUCUGUAGUCACCUCCCUGUCCCCUGGAGAGGCUGCCAAGAAACAUAUUGGACUGCUGAGGGUGAAAGGUCGUAAGAUGAACCUGCAGAAGAUCCCCUUAAAGACGGUCCGUCAGUUCUUUAUCCAGGACGUGGUGCUGGCUGACUACGAAGACCUCUUCACACCUGAUACACCUCAGGUCACAAAGAAGGUGGAGGACUUGUGCUAUGCGAAGGUCACAGAGAUGCUAGAGGAAGCAGAGAGGGAAAGGCUUGGAUGUCCACUCACACCAGAGAAACCCUUAAUCCGGCUGAGGGUGGACUACAGUGGAGGCUUUGAGACGUUUAACACUUCCCGCUUUAGUCAGAAGUUUGUGGACCGCCUGGCUAACCCAAAAGACAUCAUUCACUUCCUCAGAAAGCGGGAGCAAAAGGAGGACAUCAAAGAUGAGGUGAAUGUUGACUAUAGUAAGCUGAUAAAACCAACUGCAGUUGAAGGGCUGAGAGUGGAGGACCUAGUCAAGCAGUACUUUGAGGCAGCUGAGCAGAAGGUCCAGCUGUCCCUGCUGACUGAGCAGGGCAUGGGAAAAGCCAUUCAGGAGUUUGUAGACAAAGAUGAGAGAGAGGCCAUCGAGGAGCUCAUCACCUACCAGUUAGAGAAGACACAGCGCCACCUUCAGACCAGAGGAGUAACUACAGAGCAGGAUAUAGAUGCAGAGAUUCGGCUGUUCAGAGAUUCCAAAAAGAACACGACUGAAGAAGAAAAUGACAUUAGAGAAGCCAUCAAUAGAGCCAAAGCUCACCGGAAGGAGCGUGGCAAUAAUAAAGAUUACGAUAUGCCUGAUGAGCUUGCGGAUGUCGCCAUGAYCUCUGAUGAUGAUGAUUCAGUUUCAUUUGCUGCUCCCACACGAGGCAGAGGCCGAGGAGGGAGAGGAAGAGGUGGCCGAGGCAGGGGCAGAGGUGCUACUGCRGCAGAAGCAAAACCAGCUGGUCGUGGUCGUCCCCAGAAAUCAGCUGCAGCAAGCCAAAGCAGAAGCAUCAUGCAGGCAUUUCAGGUUGGACCUUCCAGAUCUCAGGCUGGACCCAGCAGAUCUUUUACAGCCGAUGAAAUGAUUAUUGACUCGGAUGAAGAUAUUCCUAUGAGAUCCACUAAGCCUCCUCAGAGAUCAUCGUCAUCAUCAGCUUCUUUUUCGAGGUACAGUUCUCAAAGCCAGAGCCAGUCAUCUCGAGGAGUUGCAUUCGAUGAUAGUGAUGAAGAGGAGGAUAAUCCAUUCAAAGGCUCCAGACAUCCUUCCAGAAGAUAAAAUACAAACUGCUUCUGCAUUCAAAUGUCUUAAUGUUUACAAUAUUGUUCAGCCAUUCUUGCUUAAGKUGAAAUGAUCCAAAUAAUUUAAUUCCUGAUCAAAGGUUAUUACUGUAAUGUUUUUAGAAGGAUGAGUGGAGCAAAUACGAYCAUUGUUUUUGUCUUUGCACCCUCCGAGGGUUUGCUGUUGCAUGUUAACACUGUUCUGUGUGAUUUCAUUGACCUUUGUUGUUUUAUAGGAAAUAAAGUUUUUCUCUGUGAUUUAA